Molecule: messenger RNA, 348 nt
Organism: Funneliformis mosseae
Lineage: Eukaryota; Fungi; Glomeromycota; Glomeromycetes; Glomerales; Glomeraceae
Source: the annotation of a GenBank genome assembly
AUGGUUGAUCUAUGUACAAAAAAAAGUUAUGAAUCAAAAAAAGAUAUUGGAUCAAGAGGAAUUAUCAAUGAUAUACCUAUAGAUUUAAAUCAGGAUUUAUUAACACAAGAUACAUUGAUAGAUCUUCCAGACGUUGUUGACACAUCAAGUGAUAAUGAUCAAGAAACCAAACCAGUUUCUUAUGAAGAAAAUUAUUCUGACAGUAGCGAAGUUAAUAGUGAAGAAUGUCAGGAUGAUAAUGAUAUCAAAGAAAUAUCAUCCAGCAGAUUUGAUGCGCCAGAAAAUGUAUACAGUAAUGACAAUGCUCUAGAAGUGCCUAUUAUCGAUUAUAGCAAAGACUCUAAUUAG